CGCGACGUCCCCUCGCAGCGUCCGCAACGGUUUUCAUCUCCACAUCUCGCGUCACAAGCCACCUAGGACACCAAUCAUGCCCCCGCGAAAGAAGGCAAAGGCCAGCGCAGCCUCUACUCCCCUGAGAGACGUGCAGGCGAAGACGCCCCAGGAUUCUGGAGUCUCCCAAUCGCAAGAUGAUCUGCUGGGCGAUGUUUGGGCCGACGAGCAGGAGGCACAGCUCUUCAAGAGCAUGAUGAAGUGGAAGCCAACUGGCUUCCACAAGCACUUUCGCAUGAUCAGUAUCCACAACGACAUGCGCUCGCACGGAUUCGCAACCGAAGACGCACCGCAUACACGCAUACCCGGCAUAUGGAAGAAGCUGAAUCAGCUAUACGACCUAGGCACGCUUGAUUCCCGCGAAAAUGAGUUUGCCUUCUCCGAAGACCCAGACCCGGUUGAUCCUGAAGAAGCCGCUACCAUUCCCGACUUCGAGCUGCCAGAGGAUGAGUUUGGCGAGUUACUGUGGCACAAGCGCUUCCACAGUGAAGCCUCCGCCUCAGCAUCCUCGCCACCCAUGAUACCAACCGAAGACGACAAAGACCUUUACGCGCCAGGCAUUGGUCUUCUCAAAGACCUACCCGAGAGCGCGCGGUCCCGUAAGGCAGAGAGUGUAGAGGAUGCGACACCGACACCGAAAGUUUCUAAGAGCACCAGGGCUAGUAGAGCAACUACGAAGAGUGGGAAGGGUACAAAGGCUAGCGCCAGUACAGCCAAGAACAGCAAGGCUCAGUCAACCGUAUCAGAGUCUGCAGAAGACGACGAAGAGGAUGGCGAUGAAGAGGAGUCUAGUGCCGAGUCAGCAGAAGACAGUGCGCCUACCACUCGACGAACAAACCGUAAUAAGACAAAACCGGUCCCAAAACGGACAAGGAAGAGAUAGCAUGUCUGGGGCAGAGGAGGAAACAGCAUGCAAGGCGUUUGAUUCUUAAGAUACCCAAUUCAUUUCUAUACUACACCAUCCUAUCGCCAAGACCGGCCCUUCUUAGUACGCAUAGAUACGCUAGCUACAAAAAUCUCACUCCAGCUUGUCAGUAACGCACCUGUCGCUAAAAAUACUAAAUCCACACUUAGGCCUCUCCCAAUAGAUCAGUCCCUCGUGGAAACCAGUUAUCAAUUGUGAGAGCGUGAUCUUCAAGAACUCGAAUUCGCCAUGACUGUGAGUCAUCCUGGAUACCAAUGUCCUCGACC
Molecule: messenger RNA, 1230 nt
Organism: Cucurbitaria berberidis CBS 394.84
Lineage: Eukaryota; Fungi; Ascomycota; Dothideomycetes; Pleosporales; Cucurbitariaceae
Product: CT20-domain-containing protein
Exons: 2
Coding region: 77-922 (281 amino acids)
Biological process (GO): regulation of transcription by RNA polymerase II
Cellular component (GO): NuA4 histone acetyltransferase complex; nucleus
Source: RefSeq, a predicted model, not a curated record